CCAAAUUUACCCAAAAUCAUAAGUGAUACAGGUGAGUAUUUUGUGUUCCAUUGCUCCGGAAGCCAGGAAGACGCAGACUGAAGACGACUGAGAAGCUGCGGAAUCUGUCAAUGACAACAGCAUCAGACACUACGUUGCAUGUACAAGCUUACAAGAUCCGUGAUGGUGAUACCUGGAUUAACGGCAAAAAUGGAGACCCAUUGAAGCCGGGUACAUCAGGAACACGUCAGAGGUCAACAGGCUAGUGCCGAGCGUUAACAGAUUUGGCCAACAACAACAACAACAAUUCGCGUAUUGUUAUAGGAGAUAAGCCUUGCAAGACCUAUGCCAUAUAAUCCCAUAGCAAAUUGAAUUACAGCUCAGGCAAUUGUGAGAACAAGAGCUUUCACAGGAAAUAAACCAAAUACCAGUUGAAAAAUCUGCAAGUCAAGCCUCUAGAUCAAAGUCAAGGUGUCUUUUGGUGUAUCUUUUGAGUCUUGGGAUUUGCAGUGCUUCUGAAGAAUAUUCUUCCUACAAAAAAUGCUGACCAAAGCAAGUCAAAUGAGUUAUUCUGAGAAAUUGUUUGUUAUGUAAAUAAUUAUAGGCAUGCUUACCUUUUACACUUAUCGGCGCAUGAACUAGUUAAGGUUCCGAAUCGCAUGUGGAUAUAUUUUGUUUCGUAGUGGGAGCCAGCUGUCUGGAAAACGCUUAAAAUUUACAUCCCCAUAAAUGCACGAUAACGUGAGAGAAUACGUAUGAGUCAAGCCAGAAUCUUUUGGUUUAGACAAGCAAUAUAAUAGUCAUCAUCCUAACGUCAAUAUGAAGAGAUCGCUGUGGGGAUGUUUUCGAACGCUUCAAUGAAAAUAACGAAGCUUCAUAAGCUGUCUUUGACUGACUGCUACAUAAAGGAUCGACGCUCAUCCAAAGUUCUUGAAACAUCUACGAUCGCAUUUAGGGGGUCGUUAUCUAGCCGUUUUGGUGACAGCAGUGACGAGUGUGAGUUCGCAGUGCAAACAGUAGUACAAUACUUAGAAGUAUGCUGACUGCUGAAGAAGUCUCAACUGGUUCGGAGGUCUUCGAACCGCGGACCGUGAACAGCACAUCCAUGAACGGCAUUGUAGUAGUACAGGUCGACGAGCAUCUACGCUGGGAGGGCAUGUUAUACACACUCUGUACAACACUAUCAUUCAUCAUGUUUAUUUUGAUAACCAGUUUUGCAUUCCUCGAGGCUAACCGAUCGCUGCUUGAUUCGUCGGAAUGUAUUCGAGUUGUCAACGUUCAACCAUCUCUCAAAAACGCUGGCACGAUGGAAAAGAUCACUACCGCCUCAGUAUCUGCCGCAAAAGUUGGAGAUGUUCCUUCAUUUGCUGGAAGGCGACGCAAUUGCGGAAAAGGUUUAGAGGUUUCAAGAAUAAUAUUAUCAAUGAUAAGCUUCAUGCAUUGGAUAAAUCGUCAGUCAUUAUUGCAUUCAGUACGUCUGCUAGAAACUAUACGUGUUACGCCAUACCUGCGUAGUUUUCACAGUACGAAAGUGACUCAGCCCAAAUUAAAUCCGGAAUUAUCGCAAAGUAGAAAGCCGUGCCAAAAUCUAGAAGUCACACCAGUAAGGAAAAAGCCAUUGGGUAAGAGGAAGCAAGGCGCCGCUGGUAACAGUAAAACCUCAUACCCCUUUAGGCGCCAUCGUGAUGACCGAGAGUCCGCCGUAAGAGUCAUGGAGUCCAGUACGCAGCCCACAGACACUAUACGACUGCGCGCGCGUUGUUACAAUGAGAGAUUAUGUAGCCUAUCGAGUUGGCGAACGACUCUGACCGAGUACAAACGAAAAAGUUUAUCGCUUCAAUCGAAAUUCUGUAAGCAUUCAACUUCGUUAAGUAACGAUCUCGAAAAUUCGCGUCUCAGUGAAAGCUGUGUUUAUUUCGAAACGCAAAAUAUUGUUUGUGGCACACCCACCAUAGAAAGCACCUGUUCAAGCCACUCGGACGAUUCUUGGAGAGAGUUAGGUGAACUUAUUGAUCAGGCAGUCAAUAGGAGACAGUGGUCUUCAGCACUGUGUGCCUGCUGUGCUAGUCAUCACACGGAGUCGUCCCGAUCUUUUGCAUCGUUCCAGUCACAAACGGACGAUACUAGAUUUACAAGCUCGACACAAGCAGGAUUUCGACAGAUAGAAAUGCCCCCGCCAUCGAACGUCCUUGGCACUUUGCUGAGCUGGAACGACAUCUGGUCCGAGGCCCAGAAUGACGCUUUACCCAACUCGGUCUCCAGCGCUAAAACUGGCACGUUUUUUUCUAGUGCAAAAACGAGUACUGCGUUUACACCAGCGGACAAUGCAUCAUCGCAGCUUUAUAUUAAUGACUGCUCGACAACAGCGACUAGCCGCAUCAUAUGGCCACUUCAUAAAGCGGGAAAAAAUCAUGAAAUUACAUCGAGCCGCAAUUUAUCCCAAACAAACGUUCCUUUGAGAAUAUCCUCAACACAAACGCCGAUUGGAAAUCUGAGGAACAGACGAAUUUUUGAUGGUGUCGUCCCAUCCAUUUGGAGCCCGACAUGGCAACCUUCUUCUGGUGACCCCGAAUUUACUAUGACUUCUCCACUAAUGUUACACUCCAAUACGGAAUAUCAAAGCAAUGAAAGACCUUUUUCAACAUUUUUAGGGCUUUUCAAGAGAAGAUGAUGGCGCCUGAAUGAAUUUACCCUUUCGUCAAAAUCGAGAGCGAAGUUAUGUUUGGCCACCAGACGGAUGCGCUCCCAUAUCACCCGUGCCGGAGAGCCCUGAUCCCACACUAGAGCAAUCAGUACAGAUCGAAACGCAGUUGACAAAGAUAA
This is a messenger RNA of Varroa destructor (honeybee mite), 2802 nucleotides long. RefSeq lists its product as uncharacterized. NCBI's taxonomy places the organism in Eukaryota, Metazoa, Arthropoda, Arachnida, Mesostigmata, Varroidae. The record is from RefSeq and is a predicted model, not a curated record.